Molecule: messenger RNA, 2885 nt
Organism: Dufourea novaeangliae
Lineage: Eukaryota; Metazoa; Arthropoda; Insecta; Hymenoptera; Halictidae
Gene: fng
Product: fringe glycosyltransferase
Exons: 9
Coding region: 244-1485 (413 amino acids)
Biological process (GO): regulation of Notch signaling pathway
Cellular component (GO): membrane
Molecular function (GO): O-fucosylpeptide 3-beta-N-acetylglucosaminyltransferase activity
Source: RefSeq, a predicted model, not a curated record
ACGACGGACACGCGAAGGACAAUCCUCGACGGUGAUCGUAUAAUAUUAUCGAGAAUCGAGGGCAAUUCACGGUGAGACACGGUGUCAUGCACAAUCGCGAUCGCUUCGUGCAAGGACGGUUGUCAACUUGAAGGACUAUAUCGAGAGUGGACGAUUUUUUUUUAAUCGUUUGUUUCGAUAAUCGAUGCGUUGUCGAGGGUGUAACGGAAACGAACGGGACAAGUGAUCCGGCGAGUGUGUGUUAUGACUGGAUUAUUUUUCGCGCGGCAAAAGGAGGAGAAGGAUGCGGGGUGGUGGUCUUUAGCCGCCCUCGGUCGAGAAAAACGCGAGAACCACGAGGAGGAAGGACGAUCGGUGAAAUUCGGCGGCGGUGGGCCGCAGGCUCGCUUGUCGGUGGUUGCCUCAGGAUUCCCUGGUGGCACCGGUGGCGCCAAAAUGCCCCGAGGUCUGCCGACUAGACGAGGUCUUCAGGCGUUGGCACUUGUCCUCGCCACUGCUUAUGCCACAAUUCUUCUUUAUCAGGCCGUUGUCCCACGUCAGUGGGUGGACGAAAUGACGGUCGAAGUGAACAGUCGGAGCGUGUUAGUGGAGGUACCGGCAUCAAGGAAAUUGAUCAGCGAAGAAUCGUCGGUUACGCCCGCGAUCGCGACAGCAACAAUGGCACCACCGUCGACGAACCUCGACGAUGUGUUUAUCAGCGUGAAAACUACCAAACACUAUCAUCAUUCCCGGCUGCCGGCCAUUAUCAGCACCUGGUUCCAAUUCGCCAAAGAUCAGACGUGGUUCUUCACCGAUCGGGACGAUCCGUACUUCCAGAAUCAAACGAACGGCCACAUGAUCAACACCAAGUGCUCUUCCUCGCAUAACAGGCGGGCCCUUUGCUGCAAAAUGUCGGUCGAGUUCGACAGGUUCCUCGACAGCGGCCGGAAGUGGUUCUGCCACUUCGACGACGAUAAUUACGUGAACGUGCCACGCCUGCUGAAGCUACUGGACAACUACAAUCCACGGGAGGAUUGGUACCUGGGCAGACCCUCGAUACCCGCGCCUUUGGAGAUCAUCAGACAGGGACCGGAACCGUCCAAGAGACCGCAAAAGGUGAAAUUCUGGUUCGCGACCGGAGGAGCGGGAUUCUGCAUCAGCAGGGCGCUCGCGCUGAAGAUGACGCCUGUGGCUGGAGGCGGUAAGUUCAUCACGGUGGGCGACAGAAUCCGGUUGCCCGACGACGUGACGAUGGGCUAUAUUAUCGAGUACCUACUGAAAAAGCAGCUGACUGUGGUCGAGCAGUUUCAUUCCCAUCUGGAGCCGAUGAAGUUCCUCAACAAGGAUACCUUUGGUGAACAGGUGUCGUUCAGCUACUCGAAGGGUCCUAGGGACGAGUGGAACAUUCUGAAGAUCGAUGGCUUCGACAUGAAGGACGAUCCGAAACGAUUCCGGUCGAUCCACUGCCAUCUGUUCCCCCACGUGCCCAAUUGUCCGCACAGAUGAUGAUCAGCUGGAUGAUCCCGCGUCGAUCCGACGGAGAAGAUGAAAACGGGACGGAAGAUCGCGCGAUCUCACGUUCCUUCGAUCUAGAUGCCGGCGGGGCGGGUGCUUCGUUCGUCCAGGGGCGGUUUUUCCCCCCGACAACUGCGAUCGUUCCACUCUGUCGCGUUCGUUCUGUGUUCCGUUUACGAUCACGUUUCGUCUCUGUACAUAGGCUGUACAUAAUUAUACCAUGCCGUGGCUCCGUUAACAUUCCCAACGACGGCAGAAUGUUAUCCAGGAGCCUCGAACCAGGAGAUACCAACGGUGGAUCGAGAUUUUUCGCGGAAGAUCGAAAGGAAAGAAAAAUCGUCGAUUCUCGAUCGAAAGAAGAAUCGUUGAUUUUUUCAGAAGACCUGAUCAAUUGGCGAAAAGGCUUUAAUUUUCGAACUAGCCUCGAGAGGGAUCUGCCUUUUGUAUUUCGACGCGGAUCAUAUUUAAAGAGGUAUAUGUCGCGAGGGGAAAACCACGGGAAUGGCUUUUUUCUUGCGGAAAAUUCAUGGUAUAUAGUCUGUACAUAGGAAGAGAUAGAGUGACCGGUAUUUGUAUAUAGAACACCGGAGACACCCAACGUGUUGUAUGUAAUUCGAAAUUGGAUGGCGAAUUUUGUUUUGAUUGGGGGGUUAUGUAUGUAUGGUAUAUAUAUGUAUAUUGGUGUCUCGAAUGUGAUUGUACCAUAUGACCACGAGAGAUGCAAGGAAUAUUCGGCGACAUAGUCUCGCCGCUGCGAAUCGAAAUUACCUUAAGCUAGUCUCUUGCGUAAGGAAGCCGAUGGCCGUUACAAUGUGAUAUUUAAUGGGUGCGAGUGGAUUCGCGAUUGCGCUAUAUCGUGCGUGCAAGAGGAAAUCGGUCGAAGAAAGGUCUUAGAAGAUACUUAAAAAAAAAAAAUAAAUCCAAUGCUCCAAGGACGAUCAACGGAACAAUAAUCGUAAAUAAUAAUCCAGAUAUUGAUUCUGUAAACGCACCAGAAUUUUCUAUUGGAACACGAGAAGAAUCAGCAACUCUUACUUUUUAUUUUGUGAACAGCGCGACGUCCGGUACCCUCAUAACCGUUCCCUGUUCUGUCGAUCGAAUCAGUGUGCAAUAUUGAGAGAAAGAGAGAGAGAGAGAGAGAUAGAGAGAGAGAAAAAGAGAAAUAAAAUUCGUGUCUGUGGGGUUUAGAAGUUAACUGCCCGGAUUAAUUGUUUGCUGUUCCGGCGAUCGGAUCCCACGUGAAAACUCGUGUUAUACACCUGUUGCGUGAAAAACGUCGGGAAAUAGAAGAGGAAAGGAGGAUUCCGUCGAAUGGAAUCUGAGAAUACAGCGAUCUACGAUUGUACGUUGUAACAAUGAUGUUUUAUAUAAUACACGGUAUCUAUAUUACA